Adineta steineri is the source of this 1962-nucleotide messenger RNA. Lineage: Eukaryota; Metazoa; Rotifera; Eurotatoria; Adinetida; Adinetidae. The record is from the annotation of a GenBank genome assembly.
AUGAAAGCCCAAGAUGAAGAAUGGACAACAAAGUGGCAAAAAAUCAGGAACGUUCAUACCAACAUCGAUGACUUAUGCCAAACAUUAACAAUCGGUAUCAAGCACUUCAAUCAAGAUUCGAUUGCCAUGAGUUUUUUCACGGUAGAUGAAAUGAUUUCAACUAAUAAUUUAAAUCAAUUGGAACCAACAUUUAUGUAUACUCAAAUAUUCAAGGAUAUUCUUGUUGAUAUGGAAUACGAUAAACAAUCCAUCAAACAGUUUACAACUUAUUGUCGAAAACAUGACUGCGGAUCGGCAACGAAUAUUGAUCGAUUUGAAAACGAAUAUCAUACUCAAUCAGCUAUUUGGUGGUAUACUUCUCCCAUAUUUAUCUAUUCUAUGCUGAAUUCUGCUCUUCGAUUUAUGGAAGGUGAUACCAUUAUUAGCAUGGGCUUUUUCAUACAUGAUCUUCAUCAACAAAUUCAACAACUACACCAACAACAACUUAGUAGUUAUCACGAUAAAUCAUUCAUAGUUUACCGAGGACAAGGUCUCUCCAAAGCAGAUUUCGAAAAACUUCAGAAAACAAACGGUACUUUACUGUCCUUUAAUAACUUUUUAUCCACUAGUACGAAACAAGAUAUCUCCUUAGUAUUUGCCCGCAGCGCAUCAGACAAUGUAGACAUGGUCGGUGUUCUUUUCAAAAUGUUAAUUAAUCCUCGUGUGAAAUCAAUGCCAUUUGCCUCCAUCAAGCACAUGAGUUAUUAUAACGAAGAAGAAGAAAUUCUCUUCUCCAUGCAUACUGUUUUUCGAGUGGGUGCAAUUGAACAAAUGGCUAAUAACAAUCAACUUUAUCAAGUUGAGUUACAAUUAACAUCGGAUGAUGAUCAACAACUACGAUUACUUACUGAUCGGAUACGAGAAGAAGCUGAUGGUGCUGGAUGGCAGGGAUUAAGUAAAUUACUGAUUAAAAUUGGUCAGUUUAAUAAAGCUGAAGAACUUUAUAAUGUAUUACUCGAACAGACAUCUGAUGAGAGUGGAAAAGCGCUUUAUUAUAGUCAGCUGGGAUAUAUCAAAGAUGAGCAGGGUGAUUAUGAAAAGGCUAUUUGGUAUUACGAACAAGGACUUGAAAUUGGAGAAAAAACUGUUCCUUCAAAUCAUUCUCUUUUGGCUACUUCAUACAACAGCAUCGGUUUGGCGUAUAACAGAAUGGGAGAGUACUCAAAAGCACUUGCAUUUUACGAACAAGCAUUUGAAAUUAAACAAAAGACUCUACCUCCAAAUCAUCUUUCAUUGGCUACUUCGUACAACAACAUCGGUUUGGUAUAUAAAAAGACGGGAGCGUAUUCAAAAGCACUUUCAGAUUACCAAAAAGCACUUGAAAUUCGAGAAAAAGCUCUUCCUUCAAAUCAUCCUGAUUUGGCUGCUUCAUACACCAACAUCGGUGGGGUGUAUGUCGAGAUAGGAGAGCACGCGAAAGCACUUGCAUAUCACGAAAAAGCACUUGAAAUUCAAGAAAAAGCUCUUCCUUCAAAUCAUCCUAAUUUGGCUAUUUCAUACAACAACGUCGGUGUGGCGUAUAGUAUCCUAGGAGAGCACUCAAAAGCACUUUCAUCUCACGAAAAAGCACUUGAAAUUCUGACAAAAGCUUUUCCUUCGAAUCAUCCUGAUUUGGCUAGUUUAUACGACAGCAUUGGUAGUGUGUAUAACAAAAUGGGAGAGUACUCGAAAGCACUCUCAUCACACGAAAAAGCGCUUGCAAUUCAACAAAAAACUCUUGCUUCAUAUCAUCCUCGUUUGGCUACUUCAUACAACAACAUCGCUAUGGUGUAUUACUAUAUGGAAGACUAUUCGAAAGCACUGUCAUAUGCUGAACAUGCGCUGGAUAUAUGGGAGCGUGCAUUACCUACAACCCAUCCUAAUAUAAAAACGAUAAAAAAGAAUAUUGAAACUGGAAAAAAAGAAAUUAUCAAGAAUACUUGA